Branchiostoma belcheri (Belcher's lancelet) is the source of this 1360-nucleotide messenger RNA. Its product is annotated as sepiapterin reductase-like. Gene Ontology annotation, molecular function: sepiapterin reductase (NADP+) activity. NCBI's taxonomy places the organism in Eukaryota, Metazoa, Chordata, Leptocardii, Amphioxiformes, Branchiostomatidae. Gene Ontology annotation, biological process: tetrahydrobiopterin biosynthetic process. The coding region runs from base 118 to 903 and encodes 261 amino acids. The record is from RefSeq and is a predicted model, not a curated record. The transcript is spliced from 4 exons.
ACAGUAGUUCAAAGUGGUUGGAGUGACUUUGCAGUCGCUCCAAACCAAGGUAACACAUGCGACCCAAGGUAUUAACGUAUUCUCCCCACAUGGUGAGGUCAUAGGUCAGUUCAAAUCAUGGCUGCUGCCGACCUGAAAGUCGCGACGUUCUGUGUUGUAACCGGCGCUAGCAAAGGGUUCGGACGGGCCGUGGCCAUCAACCUAGCCGAGGCAGUCGGGGACGGUUCUCUCAUCGUGAUCACAGCGAGAGGAGAGGGCGGUCUGGACGAGACGAAGAAGAAAAUCGAGGCGGUGGCGCCGCAUGCUCAGGUGAAGGUAGUUGCAGGGGACAUUGCGGGAACGUACAGCGACGCGCUACACGCCAGGAUCUGUGACAUACCCUCACCGGGGAGUUUUAAACAUGCCAUCAUCAUCCACAAUGCGGGUUCGCUAGGUGACGUUUCCAAGCUGACGUCAGAACUCUCCGACCCCAAGGUCAUCACCGACUACUACCAGCUGAACGUCAGCAGCGUCCUGUGUCUGAACUCCACGUUCUUCUCAGCCACGGCGUCCAUCCCGAACGCGCGGCGGACCGUGGUUAACGUCACGUCAUUGUGCGCGCUGCAGCCAUUCAAGUCCUGGUCACUGUACUGUGGCGCUAAAGCUGCGAGAGACAUGAUAUUUAAGGUUCUAGCGCAAGAGCAGCCCGAUGUCAGAGUCCUGAGUUACGCACCCGGCCCGCUGCAGACUGAUAUGGCCGAGGAGGCAGCGCAGAAGACUGCAGACCCGGACGUUCGCGCGUUCUUCGUCGGCAUGUCUAAGAGCCGGAGCGGCCUGGAUCCGGACGUCUCCGCCAAGAAGAUGGUCAAACUUCUCGGGGACAACAAGUUCGAAAACGGGAGCCACGUGGACUUUUAUGACUGAACAUUUGUGUAUGAACGUUCAAUCAUAAAACGUGGCCUAAUAUAUGGAUAUUAUUUUAUACAGAGCGUAUAAAGUAGAGCGUUUCAGGUUAUGUAUUACAUGUACGUACAUUUAACGGUCUAACAGCUAAUAAUAUUUACACGUGAAACUCUAGGAGCUGUUUCAAACUCUCACAUGAGGAUACCCGCUACCUCUACAGCAUGUAGUAUUUUUAGAACUCGCGAAUUCGACAUUUUAUCUUUUGUUUCAAUUAAUAGAAAGGUUGUCUUUGAAAUAACAAAAAAGGAUAAAUCCUCGUUACAAGCACUUACGUCUGACAAUGACUAGCUAACAUUAGUUAUUUGCUAACUUUACGCAACAAAAGUAGACUGACUAGUUUAUCUCAUGGAUAGACAUUCUACAAGCUUGAAUCAAGAGUAGACUGUCAUGUGCCUUCCUCGCUUGUUUGUGACAGACA